This is a messenger RNA of Nicotiana attenuata, 2009 nucleotides long. Its product is annotated as importin subunit alpha-2-like. The record is from RefSeq and is a predicted model, not a curated record. Gene Ontology annotation, cellular component: nucleus. NCBI's taxonomy places the organism in Eukaryota, Viridiplantae, Streptophyta, Magnoliopsida, Solanales, Solanaceae. Gene Ontology annotation, molecular function: nuclear import signal receptor activity. Gene Ontology annotation, biological process: NLS-bearing protein import into nucleus. The transcript has 10 exons. The coding region runs from base 771 to 1400 and encodes 209 amino acids.
AAAGAGUGAGGCAUCACAGAUAGGGUAUAAGAAAAUAGUCUGAGAGAAAAAUAGAGAGUGUGAGCGAUAUUGUAGUGAUGCGGGAAUAUCAAAAGAGGGUUUUUUGUUUUGAGUGUUGUAGUGGUCUUUGGAGUAUAUCAGUUGCUCCUCUCGGGGUCGUGGUUUUUCCCUUAUUUAGAAGGGUUUUCCAUGUAAAAAUCUUGGUAUCGUUGUCACUCUUUUAUUCUUGUUGAUAACCGUAUCUCAGAUCUACAUUAUUAUUCCGCUUUAUUACCGUAAAUAUUAUUACUGUGGAGGAUUUAUUUCCAACAAGAAGCUGUGGCUGUUAAGAUCCGGAAAGACGAAGCGAGAAACUCCGAAGCAUCCGAAGACAUCAUGGAUGAAGGAUGUUUGGUCGGAUGAUAUCAAUCGCAGCUGGAGGGGACCUCACGAGUCCGGAAAUUGGUUGAUAUGAUCAUGAUCCAGGCUCACGACUCCGGAACUUGGUUGAUAUCAGAAGGAGUCUUCAUGUUGGAGAAGUUAGGUCUCAUGUUGCUCGAUUUGUUGAGUUUCUGACCAAGAAAGAUUCUUGGCAGCUCCAGGCAGAGAAUUAAUUAUUAGCUUUUUAACGAACAUUUGCUUUAUCCUUAUGGUUUUGCAUUCAUAGGUUGAAGCUGCUUGGGCUCUCACCAGUGCUUUUGACGGCUCGACGCCUUCGAUUGACCAUUUGCUGGAGCCAAUAUUCCAAAAACUGUAUUCCAAUCAGAUAAGACAUUUGAUUUUGCGAAGCUAUGAAGUUUAGUGUUAUUUCGAUUUGCUCAGUUUAUAAAGACGCCAGAUUGCCCGCAGCUGCUCAAGUUCUUGUAAAGCUCCUGGAAUCUCCAGAUGGAAGUCUUUGUGAGAAGAGAAAAGCCACGAGGACUUUGUCACUGAUUUUUAAAAGCAAGCCGGAUCUUCCAUCUGAGCAGGUUACUUCAGCAGUCUGUUCUCUUUUAGAGCUUCUUUGUUCAGAUGAUGAUGAGGUGCUAACAAAUGUACGUUGUGCACUUUCUUACUGUAUUGAUGGUAUACAUGGCAUUAUCCAAGACCACAAUAACUGGGAUAUUUAUGACCGGCUGUUUGUACUCCUCCAGCACGAGUCUCAUUCAGUAAUAAUCCCCGUCCUCAAAAUACUUGUAAAGAUUGUUGAUAGAGAGAAGAGCUGGUCUUAUAAGUUCAAUCCCGCCUACCUUGGUUGCCUGGUGACGUUGCUUGAAAACCACAACGACGAUGCAGAGGUGGUCACCAGCAUUUGCAGCAUUAUAUAUGAGAUUAUCGAGUGUGGGAAUAUAGAGGCUGUGUUUGCGGCUGGAUUUAUAGAAAGUCUAGUCAAUUUGAUUCAAACUCUGAAGGUUGGUACUUGGUGGAUGUCUGCUGCAUAGAGGUUCUGUGUGAUGUUAUUGCUUCAUGCUGUAGUGUAGAAUUUAUGAGGGACAGUCUUGAAAAAUUAGAGAAAAUCUUGGAGGUUGGGGCAAAAGAUGCUCCGUCUAUUGAGUAUGCUCGCCGGAUUGAAAAGAAGAUUAAAAGCAUUCACGCUAGCAGUUUGCCUAGGCAAGUACAGUUCUAUUUUGGUGAGUUUUUGCGGAAAUUGGACAAGUAUCUGGGAAUGAGUAUGCUGGAUCUCAAGUAGGGCUGGGCAUAUAUCGGGUAAAACCGAUAACCCGAACCGUUAAUUAUUUAUUGGGUUAUCGGUAUCGGGUUAUUGGGUUAAUGGUUCGAUAACGGUUUAAAAUUUUUUCACUAUUGGGUUAUCGGUUCGGGCCUCGGUUUGUCAAUUUUGUUAAUGGGUUAACCGAUAACCCAAUACGAAUUAAUAAAAUUACGACUUUACCUUAAGUAUAUACAAAUGUUAGGGCUUCAUUUCAUUCUGUCCUAUUCGUUCUCAACCGAACUCUUCAGUUGCUUCAUCUUCAUUCUUCAUGGACCUUACUAGUUACUCCUAGUGUAAGUCUUUAAUAUGUUAUAUGUGAAUUCUUCUCUUUUUUGCUUAA